AUGUCCACCGCCGUAUCUCACCAACUACCAGAGCAGGACAAGGAGGUGGAGGAGGAGGAAGAGGAUGAGGAGCAAGGCGAGGAGUUUGUUUUUGACGACAGCGAGGACGAAGAGAAGCCUCCGGGGGAUGACCGAGACUUGCUUCAAUUGUCAAAGCCGGAAGUCCCAAAGAUGUGCGAGGACUCUUCGCGGGCUGUCAAAGACGUCACGCCGCAGGAAGGAAGCGCCAACAAGGAUGAUGUUCCAGUUGCUGAUUCAGCCACUGGGGUCCCCGCAGCAGCCCAGCUAAUAACAGCGGACGCUGAUCCAGGAGCCAGCGAGGCGGAAACAGCCAAGGAAAGCUCCGGGGACGUUCCGGAAGCAUCUCUUGAAAUUGAAGCCGACGUCAUCUACGACGACGUCCCGAGUGAGGAGCCCAUCUCACCUGAUGAAGACACGCUCUACGAGGAUGUCCAGCGGGACUCCUGCGGCCCAUCCGUUGCGGGCAACGGGUGGAGCUCCAGCGAAUUUGAGAGCUACGACGAGCAGUCGGAUGGAGAGAGCAAAGUUCCCACUCGCAGCAAGCUGUCCCCUGAAGUGCGACGGCUGAGGGAACGCUGCGCCAGGACCAAGCGUGAGCUGGCUAUGAAGCUGUCUGGCAAGCACAACUAUGACAUCAAGGUGCAGCAGCUCAUGAAGGCAGCUAGAAGCAACACCAAGGAUGGGCUUGAAAAGACCAGAAUGGCCGUCAUGCGCAAAGUCUCCUUCCUUCACCGGAAAGACACUAUUGAGGAGGAGGACGACGCGGGCUACCUGGACGUGGCGAUAUCAGACGUGACGCAUCCGCCGCCGCAAUUGAGCGCCAUGCCGGAGGGCCUGACCAGCCACCAGGUUGUCCGGCGUCACAUCCUCGGAUCCAUCAUUCAGAGCGAGCGUAGCUACCUGGAGUCCUUGCGGAGGAUUCUGCAGGAAUACCACAAACCUCUGCUGGAGGCCGACCCACGCAUUUUGAGUCCGCGCAAGAUCCGGCCCAUCUUUUACCGAGUCCGGGAGAUUACGCAUUGCCAUUCCAUGUUCCAGAUUGCGCUGGCGUCCCGAGUGGCCGAAUGGGACAGCUGCGAGAAAAUCGGAGACUUGUUCGUGGCCUCGUUCUCCAAGUCCAUGGUGCUGGACGUGUACAGCGACUACGUGAACAACUUCACCAAUGCCAUGGCGCUCAUUAAAAAAGCCUGUCUGUCCAAGCCGGCCUUUCUGGAAUUCCUAAAGAAGAAACAGGCUUCCAGCACGGACCGCAUCACUCUCUACGGCCUAAUGGUGAAGCCCGUCCAGCGAUUCCCACAGUUCAUAUUGCUCCUGCAGGACAUGCUUAAGAACACACCUAAAGGCCACGUGGACCGCCUGCCCCUGCAGCUCGCCCUCACCGAACUGGAGACGCUGGCCGAGAAGCUCAACGAGCAGAAGCGAGUCGCCGACCAGAUCGCCGAGACCCAGCAGCUCGCUCGCAGCGUUAGCGAUCGCCUGCUCAGUAAGUGUCACUUUCAGCAACUGAACCUGGAGCAGGGCGCUCUGGUCCAAUGCGAGACGCUCAUCGAGACCGUGUACGGCGAGCGGGGACAAGUCCUCAAGUCCAAAGAGCGCAAGGUCUUCCUCUUCGACGACGUCUUAAUCUGCGCCAACAUAAAUGUCAAGGGCUCUCCAGACAUCAGCAGCUUAGUCCCGGUGGGGCCCAAGUACACCAUGAAGUGGAGCGCCCCCUUGCAGCAGGUGCAGGUUGUGGAAGUGGGUCAGGAGACAUCCCAGAGCAAGGACGCCGUCUUCCCGCAGAAUGCUAGCAAGCGGCAAAACGCCGCCCACACUUCAGGUAAAUCCCUUCUGGGUCCUCCAAGGCUCUACCAAGAACUGCAGGAACUCCAGCAUGACCUCGGUGUGGUGGAGGACGUGACGCUACUGGUGGGCACCCUAGAAGGGACGUACCAGAACCUGAACACCACAGUGGCCCAGGACUGGUGUCUGGCACUGCAGAGGCUCAUUCGUAUCAAAGAGGAGCAGAUCCAGAGCGCCAACAAAUGCCGCUUGCGCCUGCAGGUGCCCGGAAGGCCAGACAAGUCCGGUCGUCCCGUCAGCUUCAUGGUGGUCUUCAACACUCCAAACCCCCUUAGCAAGAUCUCCUGGGUCAACCGGUUGCACUUGGCCAAGAUUGCGCAACGCGAGGAAAACUCCCCCGGCUGGCUGUCCGGCGAGCACGAGGGCAAGCCGACGGCCCCUUUUUGGGGUCCGCUGCUUGUCUGUCACAUGCCCGUUUUUGCGACCAAGUCCCCUGAGAGAAAGCUUGAAGCCGCCAUCCACAAUCCUGUUCACUGUGCGAUGUUAGGCUUCUCGGCAGCCAGCACAUCCUUACCUCAAGGCUUCCUCUGGGUGGCGGCCGGCGCGGAAGAUCAGGGCCAGAUCGAGAUAUUCUCCCUCAACAGACCUGUGCCGAGAGCUGUGAAGAGCCUGCAAGUGGGCUCCGCCGUCCGCUGUCUGGAAUACGUGCCAGAGGUUUCUCCCGCCGAGGAGACGGAGGACGGCGCUCACAAGCUCCAGCCGGGGAACAGCACCGGCGUCUGUGUCGGUUUAGAUGACGGACGAAUUCUGGUGUACGGCAGCGUGGACGCUACGGCUCAGUGCCUCUUGACCCUUAGUAACCCCCAGGGCUGCCCUGUUCUGUGCCUGAAACACUCGCCUUGCUUCCUGUUUGCCGGUUUGCACGACGGUACCUUGAUGGUUUAUGGGAGGAAAAACGGAGAUGAUCCCUGGGACCCGGAUUCUGGCAGAAGCGUGAGCUUGGGUUCAGAUCCGGUACGGACCCUUUUGGUGCUCGACGACUCGGUGUGGGCAAGUUGCGGAAAUUCGGUCACGGUGGUUGACAUCUGCAGCCUCAGCACUCAGAAAGUGGAGGUUCACCCUGACCCGACGGUGAGCGUGGCGCACGUAGCUCACGCCGGCGGCGGGGUGUGGAUGGCGUUCUCGGAGGGUUCAUCCAUUCGUCUCUUUCACACCGAGACGCUGGAACUGCUGCAGGAGAUAAACAUCUCGACGCGCUCUACUCUGCUCAACACCGUUCCAGAAAGCAUGCGAGUUACCAGCCUGCUCAUCUGUCAAGGACUAUUGUGGGUCGGCACCGCCCAAGGCUUCAUUGUCACUCUUCCUGUUCCCAAACUGGAGGGCAUACCAAAAAUAACAGGUAAAGGCAGAGUCUCCCUGAAUGCCCACUGCGGACCGGUGGACUUCCUGACGUCCAUCACCAGCACUUUGUCCCCGAACCUCCUGAAGAGGGACUCGGUAGCUGACGGGCCGGACUCUGCGUGCGGGGGCGAGGAUCCCAGUGACGCGUCCUCCCAGGAAUCCCUGCAGCAGCCGGGUGAGGGCCGCGCGCGGGGCCGCGGUGUCCUGCUAAGGUACAAGCUCCGCUCCACAUCUGGACUGCCCGGGCGCCCGCUGACGGCUGACGAAGCGUCCGACUCGUCGCUGGAGUCCCUAGAGCACAGCGUUGAGGACGGCUCUAUCUACGAGCUCAGCGACGACCCCGAGACGUGGGUGCGGGGGCGCCCCUCAGAGAAGGACGGCAGGGGCAGGGAUGGGGUGGUCUCGGCCGCCGUGGUCUCUGGAGGGCGGGGCUUCCGGAGGCUCCGAGAAGGUGCUCCCGCGGCUGCUCGGACUGGCGGGGAUUCCUUAGAGAACAUUCUUAUGGUUUGGCAAUUGCCUUUGACUGUUUAA
Messenger RNA from Nerophis lumbriciformis (worm pipefish), 3735 nucleotides. Lineage: Eukaryota; Metazoa; Chordata; Actinopteri; Syngnathiformes; Syngnathidae. The record is from RefSeq and is a predicted model, not a curated record.